Molecule: messenger RNA, 510 nt
Organism: Loa loa (African eye worm)
Lineage: Eukaryota; Metazoa; Nematoda; Chromadorea; Rhabditida; Onchocercidae
Exons: 3
Coding region: 1-510 (169 amino acids)
Cellular component (GO): membrane
Source: RefSeq, a predicted model, not a curated record
AUGACAAAUUUGAUACAGGUAUCACUGUUCGGAUUUAUUAGCAAUGGCUUAUCACUUUAUAUCAUAACAACAAAUUCGCAAUUUCGGAAUGCUUAUGGAGCUCUUUCUACCGUCGGUUUGCUGUGUAAUAUACAGACAUUAUCAAUUAUGCUAAUAUGGGAAGCUAUUGUUAUAAUAACUGGUUCUCGGGAAUUAUCAACACCGACAUCUUUCAUCGCUUUAAUACCCGGCUGCUUGGCAAAUGUAUCUUUUUACGGUUCACUAUUGGUGCAUUUCUUGCUUGCAGUGAAUAGAUAUUAUGCAAUUGCACAUCCUCUAAAAUAUCAUCUCUUUUGGUCUGUAGCAAAAGCUCGCCGAGCAGGAAUUAUUGGGUAUUUCUUCGGGUUCCUGCCAUGUUUUCCGAGCAUUUUUGGUAAAAACCAUGUACCCUCAUUUUUAAUAUGGAAUUGGAUUUCCGUUGGAGCUACGGAUAUACAACCUGUGGCUAUAUCAAUUCGAUGUUUGACUUAA